Laetiporus sulphureus 93-53 is the source of this 999-nucleotide messenger RNA. RefSeq names its product Metallo-dependent phosphatase. NCBI's taxonomy places the organism in Eukaryota, Fungi, Basidiomycota, Agaricomycetes, Polyporales, Laetiporaceae. The coding region runs from base 1 to 999 and encodes 332 amino acids. Gene Ontology annotation, cellular component: cytoplasm. Gene Ontology annotation, biological process: peptidyl-serine dephosphorylation; G1/S transition of mitotic cell cycle. The record is from RefSeq and is a predicted model, not a curated record. The transcript is spliced from 7 exons. Gene Ontology annotation, molecular function: protein serine/threonine phosphatase activity.
AUGCCUGCAUUCGAGCCCGACAAAUGGAUUGAGCAGCUCAGAGAGUGCCAGUAUCUUCCUGAAGCUGACAUGAAAGCCCUGUGCGAGCGCGUCCGCACCAUUCUCAUCGAGGAGUCCAACAUCCAGCCAGUGUCGAGCCCAGUCACUAUCUGCGGCGACAUCCACGGCCAGUUCUGGGACCUGCUCGAGUUGCUGAGGAAGGGCGGCGAGGUGCCCACGACGAGCUACAUCUUCAUGGCACGUAGGGGCGCUGCUCACCGUGCGGUGCAGGGCGACUUUGUGGAUAGAGGGCACUAUAGCUUGGAGACAGUGUCGCUUUUGCUGGUCCUUAAGGCAAAGUACCCGAACAAGGUGACAUUAUUGCGAGGAAACCACGAGAGUCGGCAGAUCACGCAGGUGUAUGGCUUCUACGAUGAAUGCCAGCAAAAGUACGGGAGUGCUUUGGUCUGGAAGGCGUGUUGUAGCGUGUUCGACUACCUCAAUCUCGCCGCCAUCAUCGAUGGCGAGACACUCUGUGUACACGGCGGGUUGUCACCCGAUAUUCGCACUCUCGACCAGAUCCGCGUCCUCUCGCGCGCGCAGGAAAUACCACACGAGGGCGCAUUCUGUGGCAAGUACUUACCUCCACCAGAUCUCAUGUGGUCUGAUCCCGAUGAGAUCGAGAACUGGGCGAUCAGCCCGCGCGGCGCAGGAUGGCUGUUCGGAGGGAAUGUCACGCGGGAGUUCACACACGUCAACGCGUUGACACUCAUCGCGAGGGCGCAUCAGCUCGUCCAGGAGGGAUACAAGUACAUGUUCGACGAGACGCUCGUCACUGUAUGGAGCGCGCCGAAUUACUGCUACCGCUGUGGGAACAUGGCGAGCAUACUGACCGUCGGUGAGAAGGGUGAGCGGCGCUUUACGGUCUUUGGCGCGGCUCCGGAGAAUGAGAGGGACUUGCGGGAGGGGAGAGGACGCGGAAGGGUGAGUGUGCAUCUAAAUCUGUAUGCUAGGUGGUGA